AUGGCGGUGCCAUGGGUGAGCCAGCUUCCGUCCUGGCAGGUCGAUGCCGUGCAGUUCGCGGCCAAGAUGCUUCGUGGAAGCAAUGCAGUGGACAUGAAAUUGGACGAGGCUUUGGCAUUGGAUCCGCUCAUCCCUGCCGAAACGCUCUUCCAGUCGCAGCAAUGGCAAACCGCACUGCUUUUUGAUUUCAAUGAAAUCUUGGACCAGCGCAAGACUGCAAUGGAACCGCCUGCGCCAGUUCCCAAGCAGGAGGAGCCUGAGCCGGCGAAGCCUGAUCCGGCUCCGCCAGUUGAGCCUCCCGUGGACACCCCUCAUGAACCGGAGGCAAUGCCCCAUGUCAUGGCAGAGGUGCCUGAAGAGGAGGUCCCAUCGGGACCUGCGGCGCUGGACCGGCUCAAGUUCUUCAGCCUCUUGGACAUCCCCUCGGACAUUGCUUCGACCCUGCAGGGUGGGGAUGACCACUACUUUGAGCAGGUGCUGGAUUGGGCGAGGGUCAAGGUGAACACGUUCGUGGAGAUGGAGAUCAAAAGCCCCACGGCCCAGGGGAAGCGAAACCAAGUGGAGGCUUUGUACAAGCGGAACGGUGGGACCUCCUUCUUCAUCGUCUAUGAUGUCAAGUGCCGCCUCCACAUCAAAGAUGACCUGUUGGUUAACCCAUGGCGGCGCCCGACACCGCUCAAUUCGGCCGAAUUCAAGCAGUGGCUUGCAGCUUUCUGGUUGGACCCGAAAGUGCCUGCAUCGGGCCCUCCUCUCUUCCGAUCGAACGACGUCUUCGUGGCCAUGGACGGCAGAUCCCCAACCAAUUCAGAAGCCAUGCAAAAGCAGUUGACUUCUGUGCUCAAGGGUGUGGAGAACAUGCCCAAGCGUCUCUUGACGGUGCUUCGGCGAGCUUACACCAACAGCGAAUUUGCUGUUGGAGGGUAUGCAGCACCAAAGAGAAAAUGUAGCUUGAAUCCACAAGCUCCCGACCCGCUUGAGAAUGCAUUCAUCGUUGUUUCGAAAGAGUUCGUUCUGAAGCACAGGGACUCCUCCAUGCCAACGGUUGUGGCCGAUAAUUUCAGUCGUGGUUGGCAAGGUAUGGAUAUGAAGAGCAGAACGGAUCAUGGCUUUGCGACGGUCACGCCGGCUGUCUAUCACAGUCUGCUCAAGAAGACCGAUGGUGAUGAGACUGGCGACACAACAAAGACGGAGGAAGGGAGGCCCUUGAUGGGCUCGGAUGAGCCGCCGGCAGCUGCUGAUGGAGCAGCCGAGGACGAGGAGGAUGCGAAGUCCAAGCAGACUUUCCCGAUCGCACCGUGGGAAAACAGCGAGCAGCACAGCCAGCUGCUUGUUGAUCUUUACAAGUAUGAGCCGGCCAAGGCUUUGAUCAAGACAGAUCCACGCAUUGUCUCGAUUGAGCCCUCCGUUUCCCUCGCGACGGCAUGCUGCCGAAAGCACAUGCUCAUCACCAUGUUUACGGAGUCGGAGCGCCACAAACAGGCUGUAUUUCAGUCCCUGAUGAUGCGGAUCACCUACGAAAUCAUGACAGGCCGUGCGGAUGGGUUUGUGAUGAGGAGGAGGCUCCUCACACGUGAGAACUCCUUGUCUGGCUCUGAAUCCCAACGGCCGCCUCUUCCUUCGCCAAGUGCGGCUUCGGUGGAACAGUCGCAAGAUGCUCAGGACUCCGCCGCCGAUGGCGUCGCAGAGGAUGUCGAGGCUAUGCUUGAUCUCAUCGAUGAAAAGGAUGACGAAGAAUUCUAG
This is a messenger RNA of Symbiodinium necroappetens, 1740 nucleotides long. The record is from the annotation of a GenBank genome assembly. NCBI's taxonomy places the organism in Eukaryota, Dinophyceae, Suessiales, Symbiodiniaceae.